AUACGGAGUGUGCGGUAAUUGCGCGUAGUCGUAGGUUGGGCGGGGUGCUCGCGCUGCUGCGGAUAACGUUGUGCGUGAGGAAGGACAUGGCUGCAGUAUAUCUGACACGACAGGAGAAAGAGGAGAAAAAGAAGUUCUCGCUGGAGAGGCGGAAAAAGCUGCAGUCGAUUCGAGUCGUAGCUAUAAAGAAGGGAGUGCUGAUUCAUGAGGUGGACGAAGGCAGCGCUUGUCUUAACUGUGGUGAUGCCUGUCCUGGAUUCUCUCUCCACUUUUGGAGGAAGGUGUGUAAGGACUGCCUGUGCCCAAGAGAAGAUCAUGAUAUCCGAGAGGACGCAGGAGGUCUACCAGGGAGAGUGUCAGUCGGGAAAAUCCUAUUCUCUCCCGAUGUGGAAACUACGACAAGACGAAGCGGCGACGCUCCGGGCUCACCAAAGCGUCCACUGAGUGGCAGAUCAGCCAGCGGAGAAAGCCCAAGUAUUCUCAGGAAACUACACAACUACAUUUGGACACCUAAAGGCUGCUCAGUUGAAGAGGCAGAGGCGUAUUUCAAGGGGCUUCCGGCGGCCAAGGCGCCAGUCCGCGGGACUCCCGGAGAAAAAUACCACCAGAAACAGCUCAUUCGACAGCUCCCGGCCCACGACGUGGACCUGAUGUACUGCAACGAACUGAGUCAGGAGGAAGCCAAACAGAUGGAGCUGUUUGCCAGGAUGAGGAAGGAGAAGUGCGUCGGACGUGGGGAAGUCAGAACCAAGAACGACGGGACCACUUGGAAAUGUGAGAAGUGUACUGAGGAGAUCAAGAUAGGCGAGGUGGUGGUGAUGUCUGGUCGAGUGGGGCCCCGGAGUGUCUGGCACCCUGCCUGCUUCACCUGCAAUGACUGCAACGAACUCCUCGUGGACCUGAUAUACUUCUACCACGAGGGAGAUGGAAAGGUGUACUGCGGGAGACACCACGCCCAGAAAAUCAAGCCCAGAUGUGCAGCUUGCGAUGAGUUGAUAGUGUGUCGUGAGUACACCCGUGCAGAGGAUCAGGACUGGCACCUCGACCAUUUCUGCUGUCUCUACUGCGACCAGGGCCUCGGGGGGAAACAGUACAGACCCCAGAACGGACAGCCAUACUGCCUCGAGUGCUUCGAGGUAGCUUUCUCUUCAAUAUGUGAGACCUGUGGUAAUCAGGUGACCUUGGACCAGCCUCGACUCAAGCACGAGGACCUAAUCUGGCACGGCACGGACGAGUGCUUCGUGUGUGCCUUCUGCUCCCUCUCCCUCCUCGGCCAGCCAUAUCUCCCUCGCCACGGGAAGGUCUUCUGCAGCAAAGACCACGCCAAGCAAUUCAAAUCCAAGUCAAAGAAAAACAAAGCUUAGCUAUGACUUCAUUUCUAAUAGCCACACACAAGAACACAGUGCAUAGAAUGAUCUUCCACAUGAUAUGCUACACUAAACGUAUACAUUUUGCUAUGUUUAUUGCAGCAAG
Geodia barretti is the source of this 1473-nucleotide messenger RNA. NCBI's taxonomy places the organism in Eukaryota, Metazoa, Porifera, Demospongiae, Tetractinellida, Geodiidae. The record is from the annotation of a GenBank genome assembly.